This is a messenger RNA of Penicillium hordei, 1275 nucleotides long. RefSeq lists its product as uncharacterized. The record is from RefSeq and is a predicted model, not a curated record. The coding region runs from base 1 to 1275 and encodes 424 amino acids. Lineage: Eukaryota; Fungi; Ascomycota; Eurotiomycetes; Eurotiales; Aspergillaceae. The transcript has a single exon.
AUGACCAGGUUACGGCCAUCCGUUCUGCUGCUGUUGACUCUGAUGGCCAGCAUCCGACCCGGACAAGCAUAUAACUCUUUUGAUCUUCUCUCAAGAAGCUCAGAUUCGUGUCCCUCCUCGUACACUCGCUGCGGCAGUACAGAACUCCCAAAUGAUUUCUGCUGUCCUUCAGACUCCACCUGCAUCAGUCUAGACCAGGGCAGCUCCUCCAUCUGCUGUCCCGCCGGUAAAAACUGUGACUACAUCUCGCCGAUUACAUGUGAUAUACAACAGCAGAAUGUUACUGCCUACCCUGAGAGUGCCGUCAAGACGACCCGUCUGGGCGACAGUCUUCCCAAAUGUGGCGAUGCGUGCUGCCCGUUUGGCUACACAUGCCGAGGGGACAACACUUGUUCCCUGGACCAAAAAGCUUCCGCAACCGCAACAACAUCUUCACCCAGCUCGUCUACCAAUACAGCAUCAUCAUCUGUAUCUACCCCUUCUACCAACACAGCAUCAACAACGGCUACAAGCUCAAUAACACCUCAGGCAACCAUCACACCCGUGCCAUCUCCCUCAUCCGAAAAGUCCACAAACACCACGACAUGCGCAGGAAUAUCAAACUCAUGCCCCUCCUUCCCAGCCGAAGCUAUAGCAGCCGGCUUCUUCCCAGGUGCCGUUUUCGGUGCAGUCGCAGCCCUCUUAAUAUCUUUCUGUUUCCGACGUAGCCGAAAAGACGAAUGUGAAAUACAAGAAGGCAAAUCCGGGCCUAACUGGACUCAACGCUCUUCUUCCGGCGCAAUAUUGUGCAUCUCUAACCCCAUCCCCCAAGACGAUACCUCCUACCGCACCGACUUCCUCCGAAGCCCACCGCGAGCCAAGCGCUCCUCUAUAGGAGGACGCUCGACUCGCACAAUGAUCCACCGCACCGGAAGCAGAGUGCGGAGUCUAUUCUCCGGUUAUCCAAGACAAAACCCCCGACUUGACAAGGAUGUGCCGCCGAUCCCUAUGCCAAACCCUAUGGCACCAGCACCGGUAGCGGCUCCGUUUACUCCGCCACGGCAGCGUCAGCCGAGUACGGAAAGCAUCAAGGUGUAUUCACCGCCUGAGUCUUCAUUCUCAAAAUCUCGCAAUUUUUUGGGGCCUGAGCCGUACCCUGGUGAUACCGCUCCGCCGGAUACUCUGUUUAAUGACCUGAUGCGGGUUGUUGGGACUCCUCAUGAUGGCAAGGGCAAAGCACCUUACCCGACUAAUGACGAUUCUCGGGAAAAUCCAUUUAGAGAUCCUGUGCGUUGA